Leucoraja erinaceus (little skate) is the source of this 4169-nucleotide messenger RNA. It is a transcript of the gene lipca, whose product is annotated as lipase, hepatic a. Gene Ontology annotation, molecular function: triacylglycerol lipase activity; apolipoprotein binding. The record is from RefSeq and is a predicted model, not a curated record. The coding region runs from base 178 to 1665 and encodes 495 amino acids. Gene Ontology annotation, biological process: lipid metabolic process. Lineage: Eukaryota; Metazoa; Chordata; Chondrichthyes; Rajiformes; Rajidae. The transcript is spliced from 9 exons.
CCAGUAUCACUGCCAUCUUUUAAGGACAGGGUCAGGGAUUGUGCAAAAUAUCGUAAGCGCUGCUUUCAAAACAGUGGGAUUCAUCAGGAAAUUAAAGUUUAGUUUGUGUUUAUUUUAUUUUGUAGCCAGUGAAGGGGUGAGAAAGUCUGUAAAAGAGAAAAAGGCCAAGGGCUGAGAAUGAACAAGUUGGCUAAAGUAUCUCUCCUCCUCUUGAUAUGUGUCACCAUUCAUGUCCACGAAGCCCGGAUCCAGAGAAAAGCAGGAGGAACCCCUGUUGAUAGAAGAAGAGCAGAUACGAUAAUCACCAAAUUUGGCCUUUACAAGGGACAGUCGUCGAACUCCGAGACUUGCUACAUCACCCCUCACCGGGCCGAGACCCUGGACAACUGCGCCUUCAACUCUUCCCAUUCUUUGGUGAUGAUCAUUCACGGAUGGACGGUCGACGGAGUCCAUGAAAACUGGACCUGGAAAAUGGCAGCCGCACUGAAAUUAAAGCUGAAAGACGUCAAUGUGAUUGUAGUUGAUUGGCUGAUUCUGGCUCAUCAACAUUAUCCAACGGCGGUAAAGAACACUCGAGUAGUGGGCCAGGACAUAGCGGAUCUAUUAGACUGGCUAGAGGAGUUUUUUCAGGUGCCAAAAGGAAAGGUUCAUCUCAUUGGGUACAGUCUCGGAGCUCAUGUUUCGGGAUUUGCUGGAAGCUAUAUCACCGGGCCAACCAAAAUUGGGAGAAUAACAGGCCUUGACCCUGCUGGACCCCUGUUUGAAGGCAUGUCAUCAACAGAACGUCUAUCUCCUGACGAUGCAAGCUUCGUCGAUGCUCUCCACACCUUCACACAGGAGCACAUGGGCCUGAGUGUUGGAAUCAACCAACCUGUGGCCCACUAUGACUUCUAUCCGAACGGUGGCACCUUCCAACCUGGCUGCCACAUCAAGCACGUGUACAAUCACAUCGCAACGUACGGGAUUCUAGGUAUCACUGAAACAGUGAAGUGUGCACAUGAGCGAUCAGUACACUUGUUCAUUGAUUCUUUGCUGAAUGAAGACAAGCAAAGUAUUGCAUAUUGGUGCAAUGACCUGAGCACAUUUAACAAAGGAAUCUGUCUAAGCUGCAGGAAGAAUCGAUGCAACACAAUGGGCUAUAAUAUUAAAAAGGUCCGGACACAAAGAAGCAAAAAAAUGUUUCUGAAUACUCGUGCUAACAUGCCAUAUAAAGUCUAUCAUUACCAAUUCAAGAUUAACUUCAUCAACCAGACGGAACACCCCAACUUGGAACCAUUUCUCAAGGUAUCCUUAUAUGGAACAGAAGGUGACGCUGAAAAUGUACCUAUCAAAUUGUUUGAAAGCAUCAAAACCAACAAAACCUACUCUUUCCUGAUUUAUACUGAUGUUAACAUUGGUGAUUUAAUGAUGCUGAAGUUUAAGUGGGAAAACUCUGUUGCCUGGGCAAACCUGUUGAGGACUGUUCAAACAUACUUCCCAUGGGGCCAGAAUAAUAUCAACCCGGAGCUUAUUGUCAGAAGAAUACGAGUAAAAGCUGGAGAAACACAACAUAAAGUAACAUUCUGUUCCUUAAACACCAUCAACAUGCAUUUUCAACCAGCCCAAGAGAAAACGUUUGUUAGAUGUAUAGGCAAGACAAGACGGCGCCACAGAAGGCUGAAAUGAAAAACUCGCUAAGACAAAAUCAAACCAGGAUCCACAGAAUUCAUUCAAAAUGCAGAAACGUUCUGGUUGACACAUACACUUUAUCACCAAAAAAAGUGUAAAUAUAUGAACUAUCACUGCAAUAAAGGAAUUUAACACACGGAUUAAAACUAAUUAUUUGGAUCAGUAACUACAACGUGGAAAUAGCUUGAUGUGACGUUUAUACAAGGUGUACCAAGAAAUAACACGAGUCUCAUUGUCUGGAAGAGGUUUUAUUAUGAACCAAUAUACAUCAACUAUAUUUCAAUUAAUGUGAUAUUUUGAAAGAUUUUAUUUCCAAAGAUGUGGAAGGGACAAAUGUAUUUCUAACUAUUAUGCAAGAUUGUAAGUCCGGCUUAUGAAUGGUGAAACAAAUUUAGUUUUGUUUUAAAGAACUGACACCAAGAACAUGAAAUGGUGACUGUGGUGCUCUUAGGCACUGCUGCUGCUUGAAGUAAAUGAAAGAUAGUGCUACCAACAGGUAGUGGCCAUUAAUGGCAGUAAAUUCUCAACUCAGUAAGAGUCAUGCCACAAAACAAAAAAAAGAUUGACAUUAUAAACUGCGGCAAAAAUAAAUAUUUCUGGAAUCAAGCAUUUAAAUGAUUUUAAUUAAUUUUGAAAGUAUUUUCAAAUGCUUCACUUUGGGGAAAAAACAAAAGGAAAAUGUGAACACCAUCCCCUCAUUUCCACAAUGAGUUAUAAUUCGCAUGCCUCUAAUUUCUAAAUGGUUGAAAAGACAUUUAGACGGGUACAGGGAUAGGAAAGAUUUAGAGCAAGAGGUCAAACGUGAGCAGGUAGAACUGGUGUAGUUGGGGCACCUUGGUCGGCAUGGGAAAGUUGGGCCAAAGGGCCUGUUGCUGUAUGACUGUGAUUACAUGUUACUGUUCACAACUGCUCCAGAUUUAUGGCGCAAAAUAAAAAUUUAAGUUUUCUAUUUGGUAUGCUCAAAGACCGGUACAGACUGGUAGUAAUUGUUUUCUAAACUGUUACAAAGUAGAUACAAUAGAACUCAGCAGAAUGAAACUCAGUGAUGAAUUCACUUGCAUUGCCAAUUGCUAUGGAUGAAUCAAUAAUUUGGUUAAAAGAACUCUUGUAAGAUCUUCACACUUUUAAAUCUUAGACAAUUUAUUGUAUUACUCCAAAACGUCAUAUCCCAGACACCUACAGAAUUUAUAAUCUGAUUCGGCUGAAUGCUUAGCUUUAACAGCUACCAAUAAAGAGAACACCAGACUUAAUGGAAAAUUUGAUUGCGUUUAAUGUACAUCCAAAAUCAUUUUUGCUCCAGGCAACACACUGGACGUUAUCCUUUGUCUUGUUGUGACAGUAAGAUUGAUGGGAUCACAUUUCAACCACAGUAAUAGCUUUUAAGUCUCUCACUGAUGUCCCGUGACCCAGAACCACUCCAUUUGCAUCAAUAACUAAUAUAGGGCAGGAUUAAAAUGCAGCCAGUACUUCUCACUGAAUUCCUUAAUUAAAAUCUGCUAAAUGAUAAGCCAUUGCCUCUUGCUGAUCCAUUUUUCCUCUCCACGUAUUUUCAGCAGAUACAUUUGUCCCAAGUUUCCAUAUUAAUUUUCAGGGUGAAAUGGCCAUAGAUUUGUCUUGGAUAAAUGUCAGCAGCUCUCUUUACAGUCUGAAAAAAUUAAAUGUGCCCAUCAGAGUCCUGGUACAGACAGUUAUUAUCAUUUAAAGCAGGUGAAGGAAAUGCUAAAAUUAAAUGUUUCACAUCCCACACGCUGGGUUUCAGUUCUCUGCAUCUGUAAAGAUAGAAACCACCGCCAAUCUGGAGCAAUGCAGGUUUCUUGCUUUUGUAGCACUUGAAGAGUCUGCAGUAACAGAUGUCUCAUUGCAUUGAUAAUAGUCCAAGUGCUUUGUUCACACUGAAAAUAAUAGGUCAAAGGCAGACAUCUGCCCAAUUCCAAUUUCCAGCAAAUGAUACAAAUCCCAUACUCCAAAUCUAACCCAGUUGAGCACAACUCUGUUCCUAAGACAGGCUUCACGCAGAGAGAAAAUCACAUAGGAGUAAAAUAGAAACUGCGAUUAUGUAUAUAUUGCAACAUAACGCGAGUGAAACACAGCAAAAGGGAAUUUGAACACUUCACCGGAGGUUCACUCAUCCUUCUGCUGUGGUGUAAUGUAGAUUGCAAGGACGUCUAUCCACAUCAGAAACACAUAUUGGUUGCAACAAUUUCUGCCUUAGACUAAGCACCAAUCUUAAGAAAUUUAUAAUUGCAGUUACUGAUAUUUCCAAACAGUUUAAGGGUAGAUUUUAAUCUCGUGCCCACAACAGUUGUUCCCCUCUAUAAAUGGGUCGUGUGUGAUCCCGAAUCAGCUGACAUUGCCAGGUUAAAAACACUACAGCGAUUUUCAUGAAGGAUCUACAAGAAAGUGUGGAAACACACAACGCAAAACUUGCUGAUAAUAAACAGACAUUCACAAUUCCCCAAAGAUACACAUAAUGCUGGAGUAACUCAGCAGGUCAGGCAGCA